Lindgomyces ingoldianus is the source of this 1911-nucleotide messenger RNA. RefSeq names its product anaphase-promoting complex subunit Cut9. Gene Ontology annotation, biological process: cell division. Lineage: Eukaryota; Fungi; Ascomycota; Dothideomycetes; Pleosporales; Lindgomycetaceae. The transcript has 2 exons. The record is from RefSeq and is a predicted model, not a curated record. Gene Ontology annotation, molecular function: protein binding. Bases 1 to 1911 code for a protein of 636 amino acids.
AUGGAGAAAUACUUGCGAGAUUGGCGGCAGGACGCUCUGAACAAACAUCAAUACGAGUCGGCGAUUUUCGUUGGAGACAAGCUGCUUGCUUUGACGAACGACGAUAAAGAUGCGUUUUGGCUAGCUCAAGUCCAUUUCAGCACCGGCAAUUACAAUCGCGCGCAAUCGUUCCUCUCCCGCGGCGACCUGAUCCAGAAUAACGCCUCGUGUCGGUACCUCGCAGCCCACUGCUCGAUCAAGCUUGGGAAAACCGAGGAAGCACUUUCGACACUGGGCGACAAGAAUCCUACGCACCUCAUAUCUGCUCCUGGCAGCGCUCGUCAGAAACUGAGACAUGUCGACGUCAACGCUCGGGCGGGUGCUAAACACCUCAAGACGGCUUCGCGGAGCGACCGGGUCCCCACGAGCGAGGAACGUGACAGGGAAGACGUCACGAGUCUGAAGUUCGAGGCUGGCAUGUGCUAUUUGCGAGGAGUGUGCUAUGCGAAACAGAAUUCCUUUGACAGGGCGAAAGAGUGUUACAAGACAGCCGUCCAGAUCGACGUCCAAUGCUUCGAAGCCUUUGACCAGCUCAUGACAAACUCCCUCAUGUCGCCCGAGGAAGAGUGGAAAUUCCUCGAGUCCCUCAACUUCGAUACCAUCACCGUGGACAACAACCCCUCGCUCUCCCAAGAAGCUGCACAGUUCACGAAGACCCUGUACACUACACGCCUGUCCAAGUACUCCCGUCCGGAAGAAUUCACAGCAGCUACUGAGACUCUAUCAACACACUAUAGUCUGGCCUCAAAUCCAGAUAUCUUACUAUCAAAGGCAGACCUCCUCUUCACCCAAUGCCGAUUCCGCUCCGCUCUCGCCCUCACAACCUCCAUUCUCUCUUCCGACAAAUACAAUUUCGCCACUCUCCCCACCCACCUCGCCUGCCUCCAUGAGCUCGGCCAGAAGAACGCCCUCUUCCUUCUCGCCCAUGACCUCGCCGACACCCAUCCCCAAGAACCCUGUUCUUGGCUCACAGUAGGCAUUUACUAUCUCUCGAUCUCCCGAAUCGCUGAAGCCCGUCGCUUCUUCUCUAAAGCCUCUAUGAUGGACCCGCACUUCGGACCCGCCUGGAUAGGCUUCGCCCAUACCUUUGCCGCAGAAGGCGAGCACGAUCAAGCCAUCUCGGCCUACAGCACUGCGGCUCGGUUAUUCCAGGGCACCCAUCUCCCACAGUUAUUCCUCGGGAUGCAGAACCUGCAACUGAACAACCUCUCCCUGGCCCACGAGUACCUCAACACAGCCUACGAUCUGUGCAAAACAGAUCCCCUGCUCCUGAACGAAAUGGGUGUGGUGUACUACCACGAAGACGCGCUGGCCGACGCCAUCACUUUUUUCCGUCGCGCACUUAGUAUUGCCGAACGCAACGACAGCGAUCGAGACGCCUGGCUCCCAACGCGCACUAAUCUCGCGCACGCGCUGCGGAGAUACGGUCAUCUGGAUGACGCGCUUGCCGCUUUCGAAGAAGUGCUGCGACACGGGACUAAAGACGCAGGAGUCUUUACCGCGAAAGGCCUCGUGCUGCUCGAACUAGGCCGCUCGUGGGACGCUGUCAUCGCUCUCCAUGAAGCUCUCGCUGUCGCGCCACAGGACCCAAUGGCGACGGAUUUACUCACUCGAGCGCUCGAACUCUGCGAGUCGGAUGAUAGCUUGUUAGGGGCGGAAGGCAGUAUGGGAGAGUCGGUGGGGAUGGGAGCUGUGAGUGAUGAAGAUAUUGACAACGAAUUGGAAGGAAAGAUUAGUCGGCUGAGAGAAAUCCAGCAGAACAGGGCAGGGAGGGGAGGCAGACGCGGCAGGAGAGGUGGUGCUGGGUUUGUGGGUGGAGGGGCGCUGGAGGAUGAGGGUGGUGAGAGUAUGGUGGUGGACUCGGAUGUGUGA